GACGCCAAGCUAUUUCAUUUUGACGCUAAUCGUCGACGUAAACACAUGUUCUAAAAAUAUAAGAAUAUACUUAAUUUAUUAUUUAUAUAUUUUAAUAAUUUAUUUUAAUACUAAGUGACCAAAAAAAAAAAAUUUAUAUUAAUUUAUUUUAAAAAAAAUAUUUUUUCCUUUUUGGAUUUAUAUAAAUUUGUGAAUUGUUAUAAGAAAAUAAUGUCACGGAAGCAAAAUGGAGCUACUAUUCCGUUACACCAGGGUUACACUAGGACCCAACUACGACCUUGCGAACCUAAAAAAACAGAUUCAGCACGAGAAUUAUCAGAACUCGUCAUGGUCAAAUAUAAAUCAGAGAAAAAUGAAGUGCCAGUUACACUUGCAAAUGGAUCCACUGUCCCACUUGUAUCAAUGUUGAAUGUUGUCGAUGGGGAAAAUAAUGAUUAUGAUCCAUUUGCGAAUAGAUCUGUUCCACAUCCAACAUCAGACUUGGACACUUUGAUUCAUUUACUUAAAGGAAGUUUAGGCAGUGGUAUAUUAGCUAUGCCACUUGCUUUCAAAAACGCUGGAUUGGCUUUUGGAUUAAUUGCAACAUGCUUGAUUGGAUUAAUAUGUACAUAUUGUGUACAUAUUUUGGUAAAAUGUUCCCAUAAAUUAUGCAAGCGAACUCAAGUACCAUCGUUGGGAUUUGCUGAAGUUGCAGAAACAGCAUUUUUAGCUGGACCAGAAUCUCUUCAUAAAUAUUCAAGAUUAGCAAAAUUCAUGAUAAAUGCUUUCCUUGUAAUUGAUCUGUUAGGAUGUUGUUGUGUAUAUAUUGUUUUUGUCUCGACAAAUUUAAGAGAAUUUCUGGGUCCAUAUUUGGAUGGUCCCAAUUUUGAUCUUAGGUUAUACAUGCUUGCACUUUUACCAUUAUUAAUUCCAUGCAAUUUGAUCAGAAAUUUAAAAUAUUUAGCACCUUUUUCUAUGGUAGCAAACAUUUUGAUGGGUGCCGGAAUUAGUAUCACUUUCUAUUACAUUCUAACAGAUAUUCCUCCAAUUGAUUCAGUUGCCCCUAUUGCUGAGCCACAACAUUGGCCAAUGUUCUUCGGAACAGUAAUCUUUGCUUUGGAAGGUAUUGGUGUAGUUUUACCCUUAGAAAAUAACAUGAAAACACCAAACCAUUUCAUUGGAUGUCCUGGUGUACUUAAUUUUGGAAUGUUUAUUGUUGUCCUUUUAUAUUCGGCUACUGGAUUCUUUGGAUAUUUAAAAUACGGCGACCUUACCCAAGGAAGCAUCACAAUCAAUCUCCCACAAGAUACAUUAGCUGGUAUGGUUAAGUUAAUGAUUGCCGUAGCCAUUUUCUUUACUUAUAGUCUUCAAUUCCAUGUGCCAAUGGAAAUUAUCUGGAAAAAUGCCAAACAUAAUUUCAGCACCAAAAAUGAAAUAUUUGGCGAAUAUGGUAUUCGUAUUGUUCUUGUAUUAAUGACCGUUGGUAUUGCUAUUGCAAUUCCAAACCUGGGACCAUUUAUUUCAUUAGUUGGUGCUGUAUGUUUAUCUAAUUUAGGAUUAAUUUUCCCAGCCAUCAUCGAGACAGUAACAUAUUGGGAUCAUCCAGGCAUGGGUAAAUUCAGUUGGCGAUUAUGGAAAAAUAUUUUCUUGUUUACAUUCGGUAUCAUUGGUUUUGUAACCGGUACAUACGUCAGCUUUAAAGAAAUUUUAGAGAUGUACCAAUAAGAGAAUCAUAUCGAAAACUUUUUUUAUUAAAAAAAAUGAAAAUUAUGCAAACGAUGUAAACGCAUGCUCUUUUGUUGUAAAAAGUGUAUGACGAGUUUGCGCCAAAAUUGCCAACGUUUAUGUCUACGCCUAGAGAUGAUAUCCAAUACUCAAUUUGUUACAUUGAGUGCCGUCCGUUGUGUAUUCAAUCAUUUAACCAUUCAAAAAAAAGUUAGAAUAUUUAAGAUCAUUUUUUAAUUUAUAACAAAUGCUUCCAAACAACAAUUAGGGAAGUAAUAACAUUAUUAUAAUUAUUGAAGAUUUUAAUAUGUAAUAUUUGCUUGUCUGAGACAUACGAAUGUCUGUUGGUCAUAUAUGAGUUAAGCUAAGUUUUAUUUAGCUAGUUCUACUGCUUAAUGCAUUGUUCUGGCUGUGAUUUAAGAGUGAAGUUGAUUUUAGUGAUAAAUUAUUGAAUUAAAUUACCUUCAAAGCGCUCCAUUUCUAUCUAAGGAGCUUUAACAACUCCAUAAAACAAAAUUUUUUACAAAAUUGACGGAGGUAAGUAUUUUUAUUAAAACAAGAAAAAAUAAUCAUUCCAGUUAUAAAUGAAUUUAAAGAUUUUUAAAUGGAGAUUAGCAUCUAGAAUAAUCCGUCGCAUCGGAAGAAUUGUUCCCAAAAACAUAAAAUGUUUUCUUGAAAAAUUGCAACAAUAUAAUUAAUGAAACUAAUUGUUACAUCAAAUUUUUGAAUGAAAAUAUUUUUAUGAAUGGCGAUGUGAUAAUCAAGUUCAAUGUUCGAUUACGAAAGCAUUCGAACUAAGAACUUUAAAAGAAACAAGUCUUUUUUGAAAAUUGUACUUGUAUUUUGAAAUUCAUCGAUUUAUACAAUACUAUUUUUCAAAAGCAUAAAGAAGCGCGUCCAUUUCGCACUACUCGAAUGCAUUACUUGAGUAAAUGAGAGACUUUCAUUAGUCUCCAUGUAAAUACUCUUGCUGAAUCAUUCACGCUGAAUAUACCUUGUAAUAAUUAUACCAAAUUAAAAUAACAAAUUGGUAGAGUUCCGAUACCUAAGGUAUGAGUAAAUUUUUGAAAAGUCUGUAUGUUUUGUAUAAAAACUGUUAUUUAAUACUAGGUUUUUAUCGCGUAUAAAGAAUUUAAUAACACCGCAUUGUGUUUUUACAUCGCAUUUAUUCUUUAACGGUUUUUAUUCAUUAUAUAUUCAACGUAUUUGAUUCUGUUAGAUUGAUUCAACAACGUGCGUAAAUGUGUACGCCCUUAAUUGUUUCAAAAAAAUUAACUGAAGGUGAUCAAAAUAGUAUUUUUAUG
Messenger RNA from Chrysoperla carnea, 3008 nucleotides. RefSeq names its product proton-coupled amino acid transporter-like protein pathetic. The coding region runs from base 211 to 1704 and encodes 497 amino acids. NCBI's taxonomy places the organism in Eukaryota, Metazoa, Arthropoda, Insecta, Neuroptera, Chrysopidae. Gene Ontology annotation, molecular function: amino acid transmembrane transporter activity. The transcript is spliced from 5 exons. Gene Ontology annotation, biological process: amino acid transmembrane transport. The record is from RefSeq and is a predicted model, not a curated record. Gene Ontology annotation, cellular component: vacuolar membrane.